Messenger RNA from Oncorhynchus keta (chum salmon), 8245 nucleotides. Its product is annotated as protein cramped-like. The transcript has 20 exons. Gene Ontology annotation, molecular function: chromatin binding. The record is from RefSeq and is a predicted model, not a curated record. Bases 135 to 3857 code for a protein of 1240 amino acids. Gene Ontology annotation, cellular component: nucleus. Gene Ontology annotation, biological process: pattern specification process. NCBI's taxonomy places the organism in Eukaryota, Metazoa, Chordata, Actinopteri, Salmoniformes, Salmonidae.
AGUGAACAGUUGAGCUGCGCAGAGUUAAAUUCAGUCACAGCUUGAGCGAGGUGAAGAUAGUCGCGGCUAGACCCUGUUCAUGCUUUGAAUAUGCCCAAUUUUAUAUACUGUUGCAUACCAAAACCGUCGGGUCGAUGGUGAAAAGAAAGAGCACAUCGUCUGCUGUCGAAGAGCAUGAAAAUGGGAUGACAGUUGUGCUUAAAGACGGUGUCGAUGACACGAAUAAUUCGGGCAGAAAGCUUGACGGUUGUGACGAGGAGAGCGGAGAUCAGGGGAGCGAUGAGCGAAGUACAAAGAGAGACGGAAUGGAAAUCCAUACUCUAUCAACUACGGGCUGCACCAGUUCAGCACCGGUUAUUACCACCUCCGUAUCGAACCCGUCUGGACCUUGCUCGAGCCAACAGCCCCGGUCCUCGACAGCACGGAGUCACGACCAGCAUCAUUUUCUGAGAUCCAGCGUUCGACCCCCAAGCAAACGAAUCCGGAAGGAUUCCAUCGCCCCAACUAUCAAUGGUCACAACGGGGCGAAAUCGAAAGGUUCAGAGAAUGGUCCCUUUCACCAGGUAUCGGCUGGUCAGUCCGGCUCCACGUCGGGCUCUACGGGGCCCUCAGGCAAGGCUGCCCCUCGAGGCCAAGGACCCGGGGACAAGGAGAAGCCAGUGGGCAGCCAGAAGAGACCCAGGAGACAGUGGGAGUCCUGGAGUGCAGAGGACAAGAACAGCUUCUUCGAAGGGCUCUAUGAGCAUGGGAAGGACUUUGAGGCGAUCCAGACAAACAUAGCGUUGAAGCAUAAGAAGAAGGGGAAGCCAGCCAGCAUGGUGAAGAACAAAGAGCAAGUCCGACACUUCUACUACCGCACCUGGCACAAGAUAUCCAAGCACAUCGACUUCGCCAAUGUGUACUCCCGUGUGCUGAAGAAGUCCUCUCAGGAGCUGUACGGUCUCCUCUGCUACGCUGAGCUAAGGAAGAAGGUUGGAGGAUUGAUGGACGAUAAGAACGUGGCCAAGCUUAACGAGCUCAUCCAACAAGGGGCGACCACAGUGCGUUCUAAAGGCAGGAAUCUGCGCAUCAAAGCUCCCAUGUGCCGUGCGCUCAAGAGGCUGUGUGACCCAGAUGGAGUGAGUGAUGAAGAGGACCAGAAGCCUGUGCGUCUACCUCUGAAGGUUGCUGUGGAGCUGCAGCCACGUAGCAACCACUCCUGGGCCCGUGUCCAGAGUCUGGCCCAUAAUCCUCGCCUCAGGAUGGUGGUGGAGCUGCAUAGGAAGGUGUCCAGCCUGAUUGAGUUCCUGAAACAGAAGUGGGAUGUCCAGGAUCAGCUCAUCCUGAAGAGCGUGCAGGAGCGCGAGGCGUUAGAGGGAACCCAACAGCACAGUGGUAGCGGCAGCCCUGCUCUCCCCUGCAGCGCAGACGAGGACCUGUUCCUGUACCCAGCUGAGACCAGCACCCUGACCGCCCUGCCCAGCGUAGCCCGUGUGGUCCACUCCAAGGCCUCCUGCACCGUCCACUGGCAGGAGAGCAGCAAGCUCCGCUCCGGCCCCAAGGAGCUGAUCCCCACUGCCCAGAUUCUGGGCAUCCAAGGGGCCCCGCUCCUCCUCCUCCCCCGGGGGGGUGUGGCCAAACCGGGGCGGGGCGGUGGUGGUGGGGAUGCUCGACGGGUAGGGGGCGAAACCCCUGUAUCCACGCCUGAAGGAGGAACGUCGGGAGGAGGAGCAGGACCAGAGCACAAGAAUCUGAACCAGACAACAUCUCCUCCUCCUGUAUGUCCUCUUCCUUCUCCUUCAUCUUUGCUGCUGUUGUCUCUGGCUCAGAAACAGGAGGGUAGUGCAGCCGUGGGGCAGGUGGAAGGGGAGAAGGGGCUGGGGGGAGGACCAGGGGUAGGGAAGGCCUUGGGGGCCAAGGAAGGAGAUGGGGACUCCAGUUCUCAGGGCCAGGAGGGAGGUUCUUGCUCUGCUACUGAGCCAUGCAGGCAUGACGAGCGGACCCCAGGGGUUAAUGACAGUGCCUCUCCAGAGAGGAACUCCCUCCCCCUGUUGGACCCCCUGGUUCCCACCACACCUCCACACACAAUGGUACCGCGACAGGUUGAGGACGUCCCUCCUGACCAGGGGCAGGGGUGGACAGCAGCCCCAGGAAAAGAGGAGUGUGAUGGAGGCAGCACCCCAACCCCGGUGUCAGGCGGUCGGUCGGCCCAGCGGAUCUGUGAUGAGGGCUGGAGCUCGCGGGGGUCAGACAGCAACGUGACUCUGGCAGAGCUGUACCUGAUGCUGGGGAAACCUGGGAAACUGCAGCUGGUGUACGAGUGGCAGCCGGCUGCUGUUGCAGGCCCGGAGCUGGGGGAGGAAGGGCUACAGGGACCAGGGCAGACAUACCCACAGCUACAGUCACCACGCCCUCUGCCCCCACUCUCCACUCACCGCGUCCUGCACUGUUUGCUCCGGCUGGUGUCAUCAGAGGUCAACCCCAAACCUGCUCCAGAGCUGUGCUCCACAGCCACGUCUCCGGUAAAGCCAUCCCAGGAGGAACAGUUCCUCACCCCCCCAGGCAAGGCCCCGGCUGUGGGGGUACGUAGCCCCAACUGUGGACGACCCCUGGGGGUCAGAGCGGCAAAGCUGAUGUUACCAAACACUGGAUUGUCCGGUCGUAACCUCCCGCGGCCUCUACUGGUGUCCGGGGGGGACUCAGAUGGUGGGGUGUUUGCCGUUCCAACCACCCUGCCCCCCAACAGCUCUCGACACUCCCGCAUGUUCUCUCCCAACAAGGAGGCCGAGCUCGCCUUCCGACAACAGCUCAACUCCAUCAGCAUGCAGUCAGACAUUUUCCUGCCGAAACAAAGGAAAAACAGGAGCCGGCCACUUCGAAAGCCGCUCGUGGUCCAGAGAACCCUGCUCCCCCGGACCACUGGAGACACUCCUCAACACGUCUGCUCCUUCUCCAUCCUCUCCAACUCAUCUGCCACUGGAACAGGCUCUUUCCGGCCAAUCCAGCCCCGUCUCUCUCCCUCCACCCAUCCCCUCCUCCCCAGGACUCCGCCCAUCACCUCUGGCCCUAGGAUGUCCAGUCGGCUCUCCAGUGCCAUUGACCUGGCAGCCAAGUCAGCAGGCAUCAUCCCAGGCAGCCCCUGUCGGGAGUUGGAGGCCCCCAGUCCAGACGGAAGGUCCCUCUCGACCUCUCACCCUGGAGUGGUGCAUACUAGUCCUGGUCCUCCCCAGACACAGCUCAUUCAGCAGGCCUCCUCUGAGGUUUCGCUGCAGAACAGCCUCCCCCCUCUGUCUCCAGGAGUGGCAGGUGACUCUCUCCUCUCCCCGCCCAGCGUGGCCUCUCUGCUGGACAUCUCUCUCCCGGGACCCCUGGAGGAAGCCAUGGCUCCUGGAGGGCCACAAAUGCACAUCAGUGACUCAAUCAUUGAGCUGGCCAUCAACUCGGCACACUACGGUGAUGAGGCAUCCCUCUCUCCUGCCAAGCUGAAUGGUAGUGAGUGCUCUAAGCUCCUACCCUGUACCUCAGUCAGCCCCUCCAGAGGCUGGAUCCCUUCCCCAAGCCAUGACCCUCAGUGGUACCCCAACGACUCCACUGACUCUUCAUUUGGCUGCCUGCUAUCAAGCCUGGUGUCCCCUGAUAAGGGUAGACAAAGCUCCCUGGCCCGCUCCAGCCCCUCCAGUGGAACAGCCCUCUUCGGACCAAGAUUUCUGGACUGCAACUCCCAUGAUUCCUUUCAGUCCCGCGGCCUGCCAGACGUAGCAGAGGUAGACACCCAGCUGGCCUGCAUGAUGAGUGAGAGCAGCGUGGAUUACAUCGCCCGCUUCAACGAUUUGGCACAGGAGCUGGCUGUCACAGAGCCGCACCUCCUGCCACCUUGAGUUUGAAUAGACUGAAGAAAUGUCUGUCAGUUGCCCCUCCCACACCUUCAAAAGUGCAAGGACAAAGGGGGUGGAGAAACACUCCUUCCCCUAUAUAGUUUGUGAAAGAAAGUGCAAUGGCAAUGGCCUGAACAGAAGAAGCACUCAGAUCUACCUUGGAACAGUCCAACUGGAACAGGUUUAAACUCGUUCUGAUGGUUUCAACUGGUUCUGAAAUGGUUACCUCUGGUUCUGACGGUCUGUGGUCUGGUUUCAACGGCUUCUGAAGGAACGUGGACUAGUUUCAACUGGUUUGAUGGCCUGUGGACCAGUUUCAACUGGUUCUUAUGGGUUCUGACCAGCGUCAACUUGUUCUAACGGGUUCCAGCUGGCUUGUUUGUUUGAACUGUUCUGCCUAGCGAGCAGGCCUUUUUUUUAUAUAUAUAUUUUUUUAAACACUUAAGAUUAAUCCUGUUUACAGAACACAACCUCAUGUAAAGUAUAGAACAAUGCCAUAUAUGAACAAGAGACUGGGUCUCCAUUUCUGUCCUUUUGUCUCCGUCUUCUUCCCUCUGAGAAAUAUCAACCCGAAGACAUUGGGUUGAAAAUGUAAAUGUCAGACUAACUUUAAAAUAACUACUGAUGAACUGCUGGUAGCGUGUCCUUCUCCAUCUUGUCUGUUCACGCGUACAAAUUAAACUAACACAUCACUUAAUCAUUUAAUUUGUUUAAACUGAAUAAGACAUGAGUGGAACUGAUGUGAAUUUGUGUCCCAGGCCAAACAUACGUGUCGGAGUGUCUUUGUCCCUCCCUCCAUAUCAAUGCAAACAAGUGACAGUCCACUUGAACAUCUACUCCAACUAACCCAGCUACAUCUGUGUUAGUCUGUUUUUUUUCUUCUCAACCAAUGCUUUGAAUUGACCUGAAAGCUAAUUUCAGUUUUCUGUAGCAAAACAUUUUGUAACACCACACCAGGCUCUCCCUCCUAUGAUGCCUGGUUGGUUGUCAGUCAAGCUGCGUGUUUUAGAGCUCCCCAGCUGACGAAAGAACCAGUCAUAUUAUGUGGGGCUUUAGACACAGAAAUAUGGUCACGUUCCAGGAUGACCUUGUUGGAGAUGUUGCAUUGUAUCAACCAAUGUUUGUGUGCCACAUCAUCGACUGCAGUCUGGCAUCGGAUUACUACGGUUGAGUAGUAAUGCCUGACUACAUUGCAGCAAAUGCCAGAAAUGAAGAUGCGUGUUUCCAGUACAAUCCGUGUCCAAAAUGGCACCCUAUUUCCUAUAUAGUGCAUUGCUUUUGACCAGAGCCUAUAGGGCCCAGGUCAGAAGGAGUAUGCUAUGUAGGGAAUAGGUUGCCAAUUCAGACACACCCAAUGCCUAGAUGUCAGCUAAGGAUUUUGUUAUGAGAAAUCACAUUGACGCAAUGAUCAAAUACUAAAUGUCAGAUUUUUAUUGUUUAACACACUAAAAGAAAUGUUCAAGCUACAAAUGUGGAUUAUGUCUAAAGAUUUUUAUAUAGCGGUUGUCUUUAAAUUGGGGCAUGGAGUCCUUUCUCUUUAACUUUAAUCUAUAACAAUUCCAGUAAUCUCUCUAUGCUUUUGUAACAUAAUCCUGUAAAUUAUUCUUAUUUGGACUAUUUAUUAACAGGUUGAGAAAAAAAGUGUUGGUUUUUUGCAUUGUAAUUUCAGAAAAAUACCUUAAUAUAUCAGCAGUAAUAGUGGAGUGUUUAACAAUGUUUAAUAAAAAAUUGAGCCCACACAAAAUUGGUCGUCACUAGUUACUUUAGCCACAAAGUCUUAAGGCCUGCUUACUUGACCAAUUUGGAUCAAGUGAGUGUGAUAUGACUCGUAUGCGGCUUACGUUUCGCUGGCAAUGACCAACCAGAUGAGGGGGUGUGUGUAUGCAGACCGGCUUGCAGGGGAGACGUGAGGCAUGCAUUUAAUUUUUUUUAUUAGCUAUAAUAAAUCCAACCAUUCUAAAUGCAAAGGGAUAAUCGGAUGUCUUAAUCAGUCAGCUUGCAAGCGUAUCAUGUUUUCCCUUACUCAUAGUUAAUAAUAAUAAUAUAUGCCAUUUAGCAGACGCUUUUAUCCAAAGCGACUUAGUCAUGUGUGCAUACAUUCUACGUAUGGGUGGUCCCGGGAAUCGAACCCACUACCCUGGCGUUACAAGCGCCAUGCUCUACCAACUGAGCUACAGAAGGACCACAUAGUUACUUGUCUUAACCCAAAAUAGGUUUAUUCCAAUAUCUGUAUUGUUUUUAAAAUGACUUGUGAAAAGCAGAAUCAACAACCUCUGCAUGGUUGCUUUGUGAGAAGGUGUUAGUUCAGUUAGCUAUUGUUAUGUAAAUCUGAAAAGUACAAAUGGCUUUCGCUUUGACCCCAAGUGAGACAGAUGCUGGUCUGCGUAGUUGGAAACAGAAGAAUCUGAGCACUAGGGUAAAUGCUGUAUGGAAAUGUGCCAUUACAUACUCUAUUUUAUUUUUAUUAGCCCAUCCAACCUCUUCAGAGGACAAAAGUUCAUUUGUUUUACAUUUAGGUUUCACAGAUAUUUGGUUACAUAAUUUGUUCAUACAGUACUGCAUACAAUAUGAAACGUAUACACACUACUAAGUCGCUCAAGAUAAGUGUCUGCUAAAUAACAUGUAAAUUACUAUUUAUUUUUUAUACACAGUAUUAUAUAAUAGGAAUACAGUUUGAUGUCAUGACAUACUCUUGCAAUAUGUGCCAUAGGAUCUGUGGUGACCACAGAGUUGGGACACUUGUUUAAAGUCCGUCAGCCCCAUCUUCAAUUUUAUUGAAGAACAUUCCAUUAUUACAAUUAAAUGUAAAAGUGCAUGGUAUAAAUGACAAAGAUCUGUCUUAACUUACUACCUUGCUCAUUUCAGCAGCAUGUUUGUCUUUUGUCUUUUCUUUGACUUUCACCUCAUGGCAUUCAUGUCUUCGUUCCAACAACUUGAAACGGAACACAAUUGAAUGGGAGACUUUUACUCUCCCAAAUUAGUUUUUUUUUCCUCCAACUUGCCUCCCUCAUCUGAUUGGUCGAGUAGGGGGGCCUUCUGACUUUGGCUGUGGUAACUAGUGACAUCCCACAAAAUUGUUCAGCCUUCCUAUUGUUCAACAAAAGCUGGACCAGCUCUUUUCUCUUCCAUCAGUGUCACUCAGAGGUUGGUUAUUUCACAAACAGAAUCAUCAAUGGCAGAAAUCGUCCUGCCAUUACCUAGUUGUGAAAAGUAGUUUAUAUUCAGCACAAGUAUUGCAAUUCACCUAGCUUCCACUGUUGAGUCUCUGAAAACUCCUAGCUUCCAUUGUUCAAUGCCAUACAACUCUCCUUCUGUGGCCUCCAAUAUUGCUCUUAAAUACAAGUAAAACUAAAUGCAUGCUCUUCAUUACUGCUCUGACUUAGAAUAUGUGGACAACUAUAAAUACCUAGGUGUCUGGUUAGACUGUAAACUCUCCUUACAGACUCGCAUCAAGCAUCUCCAAUCCAAAGUUAAGUCUUGAAUUGGCUUCCUAUUCCGCAACAAAGCAUCCUUCACUCAUGCUGCCAAACACCCUUGUAAAACUGACCAUCCUACCAAUCCUCGACUUCGGCGAUGUCAUUUACAAAUAGCCUCCAAUACCCUACUCAAUAAAUUGGAUGCAGUCUAUCACAGUGCCAUCCGUUUUGUCACCAAAGCCCCAUAUACUACCCACCACUGCGACCUGUACGCACGCUCUAGUUGGCUGGCCCUCGCUUCAUACUCAUUGCAAAACCCACUGGCUCCAGGUCAUCUACAAGACCCUGCUAGGUAAAGUCCCCCCUUAUCUCAGCUUGCUGGUCACCAUAGCAGCACCCACCUGUAGCACGUGCUCCAGCAGGUAUAUCUCUCUGGUCACCCCCAAAACCAAUUCUUCUUUUGGCCGCCUCUCCUUCCAGUUCUCUGCUGCCAAUCACUGGAACGAACUACAAAAAUCUCAAACUGGAAACACUUAUCUCCCUCACUAGCUUUAAGCACCAGCUGUCAAAGCAGCUCACAGAUUACUGCACCUGUACAUAGCCCAUCUAUAAUUUAGCCCAAACAACUACCUCUUUCCCUACUGUAUUUAUUUAUUUUUCUCCUUUGCACCCCAUUAUUACUCUCUACUUUGCACAUUCUUCCACUUCAAAUCUGCCAUUCCAGUGUUUUACUUGCUAUAUUGUAUUUACUUUGCCGCCAUGGCCUUUUUUUGCCUUUACCUCAUCUCACCUCACUUGCUCACAUUGUAUAUAGACUUAUUUUUCUACUGUAUUAUUGACUGUAUGUUUGUUUUACUCCAUGUGUAACUGUUGUUGUAUGUGUCGAACUGCUUUGCUUUAUCUUGGCCAGGUCGCAAUUGUAAAUAAGAACUUGUUCUCAACUUGCCUACCUGGUGAAAUAAAAAUAAAAUGGGU